AAGUAAUGGCAACACCAAAAGACUGUCAAACAGCCAGCUGCUUGCUCGCGUUGCGUGAAAUUCUUUUUAUUUUUGGAAGAAAUGAAAAUUUAAGAAAAAACCCUAUACAAGUAUUAGUAUUAUUAAAUUCUGUUGAAUGUGCUUGUUGUGAAGUAUACGAACAUGCCUUUGGCUAAUUCUUCGGAUCCCUGGCGCAUGCAGAAUGUCGGCGAUAUAUCGCGUGGUAACUCUGCACAGACUGCAAACAGUCUUCCAAUGGUUGUUGAAAAUUCAGCUGAAUCCCGCCAGGCAUCCACAACUGAGAGCCAUGAUAAUGAGAUAAACUUUGAGAGAGAAGUAGUACUUCAAGAUGUUGUUAAAGAAGGCCAUGAAAAAGCAGAUCCAUCACAAUUUGAAUUGCUCAAAGUACUUGGUGAAGGUUCCUUUGGAAAAGUAUUUUUAGUGAGGAAAGUCAUGGGUGCUGAUGCGGGUACUCUAUAUGCAAUGAAGGUACUUAAAAAAGCUACAUUAAAAGUCAGGGACCGAGAACGUACGAAAAUGGAAAGAAAUAUUUUGGUUGAAAUGGGCCAUCCAUUUAUUGUUAAAUUACACUAUGCUUUUCAAACAGCUGGUAAAUUGUAUUUGAUAUUAGACUUUUUGCGUGGCGGUGACCUUUUUUCUCGUCUAAGUAAAGAGGUAAUGUUUACAGAGGAAGAUGUCAAAUUCUAUUUAGCUGAGUUAGCGCUAGCAUUAGAACAUGUCCACAGAUUGGGUAUAAUAUACAGGGAUCUCAAACCAGAGAAUAUUUUGUUGGAUGCGGAUGGUCAUAUAGCUCUCACUGACUUCGGCUUAUCUAAACUGCCUCCAAGCAGUGAUAAAGCAUACAGCUUUUGUGGUACUGUGGAAUACAUGGCACCUGAAGUAGUGAAUCGAAGAGGGCACACAUUUGCUGCUGAUUGGUGGUCAUUUGGAGUUUUAAUGUUUGAAAUGUUGACGGGUAAUCUACCGUUUCACGGUUCUACAAGACAUGAAACAAUGACACAAAUACUAAAGGCUAAACUCGGUAUGCCAGCAAAUCUAAGCGAAGAGGCCCAAUCCUUACUGCGGGCAUUGUUUAAACGGAAUCCACAAAACAGGUUGGGAGCUGGCCCUAACGGCAUCGAAGACAUAAAAAAACACGAAUUUUUUGCUAAUAUAGACUGGGAUGCACUUUUACGAAAAGAGGUAAUACCACCUUUCCGGCCCGCGGUGUCGCGUGCGGACGACGCCUUCUAUUUUGACUCCGAGUUCACGUGCCGCACGCCCAGGGACUCGCCGGGCGUGCCCGCUUCCGCUAAUGCGCAUGAGUUGUUCAGAGGUUUCAGUUUCGUAGCGCCAUGUUUGUUGGACGACGACACCAAAACGAUGACUAACAAUCAAAACCAAAACCACGUGUCGCAGAACAACAAGUCCUCAUCGGAAGAAUUCUGGGCUGGCUUCGUAAACAGGAACAAUUUCUUUGACGAGUAUAGGUUGAUGGGAGAAUUGGGCACAGGGUCUUUCUCAGUUGUUCGACUUUGUGAACAUAAGACCUCGCGAGUGCAAUAUGCCGUCAAAAUUAUGGAAAAAAUACAGUACGACCCUCGAGAAGAAAUCGAAAUUUUGUUGAGAUACAGCCAGCACCCUCACAUAAUAACUCUCCGCGGUGUUUACGAGGAAGGCGGUCGGAUACUCGCCGUUACCGAGUUAUGUCGCGGUGGCGAAUUGUUGGAACAUAUAACGCAAAGACGAUACUUGCCGGAACACGAAGCGGCGCCCAUACUCAGGAAUGUCGUUCAGGCUGUGCAUUAUUUGCAUCGGCAUACUGUUGUUCAUAGGGACAUCAAGCCCUCAAAUAUACUAUUCGCGACAUCAGAACGAAAGCCCGAGGACAUUCGUUUGGUGGAUUUCGGUUUAGCGAAACAGUUGCGUGCGGAAAACGGUCUGCUCAUGACACCGUGCUACACCGCAAAUUUCGUGGCUCCGGAGGUGUUAAAAAGGGCCGGCUAUGAUGCCGCCUGCGAUAUUUGGAGCUUAGGUGUGUUGGCAUAUAUAAUGCUAUCAGGGAGGACGCCGUUCGCGUCUACCGGCGACGACACGCCGGAAGCGAUACUGGCAAGGAUCGAAUCCGGAAAAGUGGAGUUGUCAUCGGGUGUAUGGCGCGGUGUGUCCGCUGAAGCCCGAGGCUGUCUCCGACGCAUGCUGCAAUUGGAGCCGGGGCUUCGGCCCUCGGCCUCUGACUUAUUGAGAGAGCCCUGGCUGUCUAACAAUAACGUAGUGGCGCCUAGUGUGGAGCCCCUAGGAGACGCGGAGGCCCCCCCACCGCCAGCCGAUCUAAGGAGAGCUGUUGAUCUUACUUAUCAGGCUAUGACAUCGUCUCCCCUAACGCCUCAGAUCCUGGGCCCGGUGUCGCAGUCGACACUAGCGCAACGCCGAAGCAAGCCGCAGCGGCGAUUCCCGCCGACGCAACUUUAGAUGUCGGCCUCUCUAUACGAACACACGUUCUCGCCUUUGUACAAGGUAUUUGAACAUUAAAUUUGGAAUUCCAUAAAAUUCUGAAUAUUAUGAGACUGGCGUGAAAAAUAAUGGAGAUUGUGACGUCGCAAUUUAUGGUUGUGACACCAUAACUUUCCCCUACAUCGCCAUUCUGGGAUUUACAAAUGUGUGUGACGCAAGACUAAGUUCUAUCACUCCUUUAUUUUGUGAAAUACAUUUCUAUUAUAUUUCUAUGGCAUAUUUGGAAUUGCGUAGCCAUAUUUUAAUUUGGCAUAAAUGAGCAAAUGUUCAAGCAUUUAUGAAGCCGUUAGAACAAAUGACAACAAAGCUGUGAUCAGAUUUAAUGUUGUUUGCAUUUAUUUGGAAAUCUUAAGGGUGUCGCCACAUCAGCCAAAUUGAAACUUUAAUGGUGUAAUAUAUUUGUAUUUAAGUACAUUGACUAUGAUAAAAUUAAUUAUCUUUUAUGUUGACGAAGCAUGCUAUUAAAAGUUUAUCAACGUACGAGUAUAUGACCGCGAUUCGACGUCUCGAUCCUUAAAAUAAACUCGUUGAUUUCAACGCCAAAAUUAGUGAUGUAAGUUACUAGUUAGUUGUGUAUUAUUUUCAUGUUUGUAUAAUCAAGUACUUCUUUUAGCCUUAGGCCAUGGAGUCUUGAAUGAAGUUCAUUUAUCGCCAUACUAUACGACAACACACGGUUUUAAAAUAGAACAUUAUCCAGAAGAGUGAGAAUUGAAAUUCUUGAUAAUCUUACACAUUUCGGUCAGAUGUGACGACAAACUUACCAUAAGUUUGUAAUGUUGGAACUAGGUAAACUGAUAAAGAAUACAAUGCGAUAGUACGAUUAUUGUCUCUAUCGCGAUAGUACCCGCCUCGGUACAUUCCAUGAUCGUAUCUUAAGAACAUUUACA
This is a messenger RNA of Amyelois transitella, 3401 nucleotides long. It is a transcript of the gene S6kII, whose product is annotated as ribosomal protein S6 kinase 2 beta. The transcript is spliced from 14 exons. Lineage: Eukaryota; Metazoa; Arthropoda; Insecta; Lepidoptera; Pyralidae. The record is from RefSeq and is a predicted model, not a curated record. Gene Ontology annotation, molecular function: magnesium ion binding; ribosomal protein S6 kinase activity; ATP binding. Gene Ontology annotation, biological process: intracellular signal transduction; protein phosphorylation. The coding region runs from base 163 to 2472 and encodes 769 amino acids.